CAGAAACUGCCACACUCUGCCGGAAGUUCCGCGCGUACAGCUCUAGUCCACCGGAAGUGUCGUUAUACAGCUGCUGUCAUUCUCGGAUCGGUUGGGUUUACCAGGUGAAAGGAAGCCUCAGAUGGGUCCUGAACGGAUCUUUCCAAAUCAGAAUGAUGAGCUUGGAGACCCCCAAGAUCCCCCUGUAGCCUUUAGUGGGGGAGAGGAGGAGGAGGAGGAUGAAGAUGGUGUCCAGAGUGGAUACCAAUACCAGCCACUAAACCAGGAACCAGAGGAAGGAGCCCAAACUGAGGGGGAUCUACAGGAGCGGCUGCAGGCAAUGCGUUUGCACCUCCCCGAUCCCCCACCAGAUAGCGAAGAUGAGGAGGAGAGCGAGACGGCUUCCAGCUCCAUCCCAAUGGAUCCAGAGCACGUGGAGCUGGUAAAGAAUACGAUGGCUGCUGUGAAGUUGCCUUCGCUUUCUGUCCCGCUGUGGGCUCAGCAGAUAUCAGAUGCCGAUUGGCAGAAGCUGGUCAAUCAGACGAUUCAGUCCCGAGCGGCCGCUCCUGUGCACAGCAAAAAGUGACAUUUCUGCUUUAUAAGAAAGGUGGGAACUCAUCAGCUGCCCUCAAGACUGUCCCAAAGAGCGGGUGUGUUUGGAUACCAUGUGAGGAUUUGAGUAACACGUGUACGCAUACCAGCUCACGACAACACAGAAUCUUCCACAUAACAUGACCCUGUGUUUUAUCCGCUGCAAUCAAGCUAAAAGAAGAGGCAGAAUUGGGACGCCAGCGCAUUCCUUUAUUUUUUCGAAAGCUUUUUUCAUUUUACUUAAUUUGUUGAGCAGUUGCUUAAGUGGCGCGGGACACAUGAUGACCAAAGCGAUCAGUGAAUAAAAGCAUUGUCUAAA
This is a messenger RNA of Spea bombifrons (plains spadefoot toad), 889 nucleotides long. RefSeq names its product male-enhanced antigen 1 (gene MEA1). The transcript has 4 exons. Gene Ontology annotation, biological process: spermatogenesis. The record is from RefSeq and is a predicted model, not a curated record. The coding region runs from base 122 to 565 and encodes 147 amino acids. Lineage: Eukaryota; Metazoa; Chordata; Amphibia; Anura; Pelobatidae.